AUGCUUAUAUAUUUGUCUCCAGGUACCAAAAAGAAAAAAGUUCGUGGUCCCACCGAACUCAAGCAUAUUCAUGCUUUGGAGACACAAAUAGAGUUAACAUGGUUCAAUGACAAACCCAUAGGCCCAACAAAAAUACAGGUUCAAUUGUUUAGUCGGUUCUUGGGAACACUUGCAAGAAACUCUAAUUUGGUCACGUUGUUAUAUACUAAUUGGCAAGCUGUGUCCAGUGAGACUAAAACUUCAAUGUUGGAUUAUGCAAAGUCUAAAUAUAACAUUUCUAGUGAUGCUGAGCCUUGGGUGAUAGAUACCAUUGGAGAGGCAUGGAAGCAAUUUAAGAAACGCAUAAAGAAAUAUCAUUAUACACCGUACAACUCAUUUAGAGAGACGAUGACAAUGACUGUACCUGAACUGCAUUUUCGAAAAUUAGUUCAAUUUUGGAGGCUUGAUAUCAUCAAAGUUAUUUCUGACAAAAAUCGUGAAAACAGAUCCAAGCAAAAAUUGAAUCAUCAAAUGGGUCCAGUUAGUUUUGAAUUAGUAUGCGCUGAAUUGCGUGCAAAGAAGGAGGACAAUGAAGAUCCAUCACAAUCUGAGAUGUUUGUUGUAACUCGUAUGAGCAAAAAAGGAGAGACUAAUUCGAGAACACAAGAGACAAUUAAACAUCUUAAAAAUUUGAAAGAAGCAGGAUACAAUCAUGAUGAAGCAGUUCAAACAGUUUUCAAAAAGGAGAGACAUGGUAGAGUUCGUUUCUAUAGUCGAUUAGUCACAAAAUCCUCUCUUAAAAAGGAGAAGGAAAUCCGACAAAUUCAACAACAACAUAAUGAAGUGGUUUCAACUAUGGAGAAAAAUCAAAACAACUUAACUUCCAAGUUAGAUGGUUUAACAAACUUAAUUAAAACGUUGUUGCAACAAGUCAAUCCUGGUAUGAGUGCAGAACAAGUGCAAGUAAUGAUAGAAGCCGCCCAACAAUCUCCGCCUGACGCGAGUUGUGCACCAAAUGAUGCGCGGCGAAGCAUUCCUCCUUCACUUGGAUCGAACCAUGUAUCAAAAGAUAUGGAAGAAGACAUGAUGUGA
Messenger RNA from Arachis duranensis, 1071 nucleotides. RefSeq lists its product as uncharacterized. The transcript has 7 exons. The coding region runs from base 1 to 1071 and encodes 356 amino acids. Lineage: Eukaryota; Viridiplantae; Streptophyta; Magnoliopsida; Fabales; Fabaceae. The record is from RefSeq and is a predicted model, not a curated record.